GCGGGCGGGGUGUUCCGGCGGUGCCAAGAUGGCGGCCAGGUUGUUUUCCCCUCGGGAUGGGUGACCCGGUGUGUCUGCAGUGCCUGGACGUGGCUGGGACUUGCUGAGAGUGGAAGAUGUGGAGUGGGCUGUUGCCUCCAGGACUGAACGAAAGCGAUGUCGAUCUGAGUUCUGAUGAUGCAGACGAUUCACCUGCCUUUUCUCCGAAGAGAGAGGCUGAGGAGGACACUGAAGGAGCUCAGCUGUCUGAACUCACCGACAGGAAUGGGCAGGGCAGCAGUGCCAGCAGUGAACCUGUUGUGGCACCGGUGGCAGAUGAGGAAAGCGAGUGUCAGACGUGCCCUCCUGGAGUCUCUGUAAACAUCUGGAAUAAAUUUGUGGAGCUUCAGAAGAAGCACCGUGAAAUGAAAAUGGAAGCACAGCAGGAAAACAGAUGCCGAAAGAGAAAGCGCCACCGAAAAGCAAAGCAGACGAAGGCCGAUGAGGUGACUAAGAGUAGCCAACAGUUGGAAAAUGAAGAGAAAUGGAAAGAACUUACACAGUACUUUGGAAUCAAUGAUAGAUUUGAAUCACCUGUGCAUAGCAGGGCCCCACAAAAGUCUGGCCUUGAACUCAGCAUAGAGAGGUGUGUGGCUGAAGGGGACAUUGCCAAGGCUGAGGAGCUGAGUGACAGGCUGGCCAUGCGUGAGAGAUGGGAGAACUCAUUCUGUCUUCCAAGAAAUACAGAUAAAAAGAUUUUUCUGCAGCACUUGUGUAUAUUUGUACGUCUGGGUGUGAAAAUUGCCAAAGCAGCUGCUUGCCGCAACUUCGUGAAAGCCAAGCAAGAGGCAGAGGCUGCCCAAGAAGCUCAAAAGAAAAAGAAGCUUGCUUGGGGAUUUGAAGCCAAGAAGAGAUGGGAAACAAAAAGCAACAUGGGAUACAUGUAAUCUGCCUUGCUCUCCUCAGAAGUCACAUACCUGUUGUUACUUGAAGAAUCUUUGUAGGCGUCUUGUUAAAUCUAAACAUAAAAACAAACCCCAGCACAUCCAGUGCCUUGUAUUUAUCUUCCUACUGUUAGACUGCGCUGGCUUGUUUUGGUGCUGCCUUAUGAAGUAGUAAAAAAUACUAUUUAAACGUCAAUCCUAUGUUAAAUAUAGCACUUUUCUCAUAAAUAUGAAAAACUUAGCUAAUGCAUUUCAGAAUGCAUUUGGAGUCUAGUAGAGAACUGCCUGAACUUGGAAUAAAACACUUGGUCCAAA
Empidonax traillii (willow flycatcher) is the source of this 1238-nucleotide messenger RNA. It is a transcript of the gene FAM204A, whose product is annotated as family with sequence similarity 204 member A. The record is from RefSeq and is a predicted model, not a curated record. NCBI's taxonomy places the organism in Eukaryota, Metazoa, Chordata, Aves, Passeriformes, Tyrannidae. The transcript is spliced from 9 exons. Bases 117 to 926 code for a protein of 269 amino acids.